Cylindrotheca closterium is the source of this 2028-nucleotide messenger RNA. Lineage: Eukaryota; Bacillariophyta; Bacillariophyceae; Bacillariales; Bacillariaceae. The record is from the annotation of a GenBank genome assembly.
AUGACACUAUCAGCCGCAAGUAUGGCGAAUAUGGACAACGACAGUCUUAACACAGACAUGAUGGCACAGAACGACAUUGUCCAACCACGGGCAUCGUCCAGCAUGUCGCCUUCCAACAGGAUUGAUGGAAAGGAACCUGCCAUGACACCAGCGACUCAAGACACGUCGACGCCAAUGUCAUCUGAGUCGCUGCUCAACUCGGCUCAACGAUCGGAACGCUCAGUUCGGUUGCCACUGCCAUCCCCAGCCAGGUCACGUUUGGAUCCACAGUAUGCCAAGAGAUUAUCACAACCAUAUCCUACGGUUCCAUCAACGACCAGAAUUCUGCCACCACCUGGCAUUACACGUGAUAGUGACAUUUCCAUCUUUCGACCCGUUCCCAUUAUCUCUCCACGAGCUAAUAUGGAUUCGCCUCGGCGCAGCUUUUCCUACUUGAUGCGAGAAAAUAGUUUGGGUAGCAGCAGUCAAGGAAGUGCCUCCAGUACUCCCAAUCGCAUGUUUGGGCGAAUGCAUUCGGAUCUCGGCUCGUCGGAUCGCUUUAUUCCCUCGCGAGCUACAUCCAACAUGAAGGUCAACCUCUGGGAUUCGAUUCACGAUCGAAAUGCUGGUUCAAACAACAACCACAGUGCGGAAUCAGACAAUCCAGCGAAUGAUGGUAAUCAAUCCAAUACCAAUGGUACUACAAACGAUGACACUAGCGCGAGCGCUAGUGCCUAUCCGCGACAAGGCGACGGAGCCCAAUCCUCUCAGGCCAAUUUGCACAAUGUGUUACUACGUUCAGAACUCUUGGGAGAAAAUAUCAGUCCCUACUCUGGGCAUUCGGCCAUGGGCCAGAUUUCACGAUCGUCGGGCAACGCGACUCCUCUUCGAGACGGCAUGAAUCGUUUACAAUUCCGAAGUCCCCGUCAAGCCUUUCAAGAUACCGUCUAUGGCAAUGAUAUGGGACCCACAUCAGUCGUGAAUAACUUCAGUCUAACACCAGUCGGAAGUGCUGGCAGUCAACGACUCAUGGCAGCCCCACAAAAGAGACGACGCCGGAUUGCCAAGGUGCCUUUCAAAGUGUUGGAUGCACCAGCCUUGCAGGAUGACUUUUAUCUCAACUUGGUAGAUUGGUCGUCUCAAAAUGUUUUGGCAGUGGGACUGGGAUCGUGUGUUUACUUGUGGAGUGCUUGCACAUCUAAAGUUACAAAACUCUGUGAUUUGGCGGCUACCGAAGAUCACGUCACUUCUGUGUCUUGGGCCCAACGCGGAACGCACUUGGCGGUGGGCACCAACAAGGGUGAAGUCCAAUUGUGGGAUACCAUCAAGUGCAAACAAGUUCGUACGAUGGAUGGUCAUUCUGCUCGAGUUGGAACUUUGGCGUGGACGGGUGCCACCUUGGCAAGUGGAAGUCGGGAUAGAUUGGUAUUUCUACGAGACGUUCGAGUGCAAGCUUCGUACACGGAUCGAUUGGCAGCUCACAAACAAGAAGUCUGUGGACUGAAAUGGUCCUUUGACGAACCUGCCUUUUUGGCCUCGGGUGGCAAUGACAACCAGUUGCACGUGGUCGAUAGUCGAAAUCCAGGGGCACCAGUUCAUCGAUUCUCCGAUCACACGGCUGCUGUCAAGGCGAUUGCUUGGUCACCCCAUCAACACGGUUUGUUGGCCAGUGGAGGUGGUACGGCAGAUCGGUGCAUUCGAUUCUGGAACACUCUAAGUGGUUCCAGCCUCAAUUGUGUAGACACGGGUAGUCAAGUCUGCAACUUGGCUUGGUCCCAGAAUUGCAAUGAAAUUGUCAGUACCCAUGGCUACUCGCUCAAUCAAAUUGUGGUGUGGCGAUACCCCAGUUUGAGUAAGGUCGUUACCUUGACUGGACACACGUAUCGUGUGCUUUACUUGGCCAUGUCCCCAGAUGGAUCUACCAUUGUCACGGGAGCGGGCGAUGAGACGCUACGAUUUUGGCAGAUUUUCCCCGGACCGCGAUCGGAUGGGAAAUCAAAUGCAGGUGGUCUCUUGUUUCCCAAUACUUUGGGGUCGGUGAUUCGAUAG